Molecule: messenger RNA, 1482 nt
Organism: Helicoverpa zea (corn earworm)
Lineage: Eukaryota; Metazoa; Arthropoda; Insecta; Lepidoptera; Noctuidae
Gene: Acade
Product: short/branched chain specific acyl-CoA dehydrogenase, mitochondrial
Exons: 9
Coding region: 130-1380 (416 amino acids)
Cellular component (GO): mitochondrion
Molecular function (GO): acyl-CoA dehydrogenase activity; flavin adenine dinucleotide binding
Source: RefSeq, a predicted model, not a curated record
ACACGUUAUCUUAGUGCGAGUGAGAUAACAGACCGGCCUCGAGAAAUAAAUCCAGUACGUUUCGGAGUCCGCUCAGCGCAGGCGCGGCCGUAUUCAUCGCGUAUUGCAAAUAAUAAAAGAAAAACAACAAUGUUCCCAUUACGCCGCGUUGGCAGCAAGAUUCUGGAGCAAUGGCGGGCUCCAGUCGUUGCAGCGAAAGUGCAGAGGAAUUACAGCUCCGAAGCGCCACGACCUUUGUCCGUUUUGACAGAAGAGGAAUUGACUAUGAAAGACACAAUCAGAAAACUGGCGACAGAACAGAUUGCUCCUCUGGUCAAGAAAAUGGAAGAUGAACACCGCAUUGAUGACAGCAUCAGACAACUGCUUUUCGAUAAUGGCCUUAUGGGUAUCGAAACCCCCACCGAAUACAGCGGAUCCGGCUGCGGUUUCCUCACCAUGAUGUUGGUAGUCGAAGAGUUAUCCAGGGUAGACCCAGCUGUGGCUGCCUACGUGGACAUCCACAAUACCCUGGUGAACUCACUCUUCAUGAAACUCGGUACUGAAGAACAGAAACAGAAGUACUUGACCAAACUUUGCACGGAAUACGCCGGCAGUUUCUGCCUAACAGAACCCAGUUCAGGAUCAGAUGCCUUCGCCCUGAAGACCGUUGCCAAGAAGGAUGGUGACCACUACGUCAUCAGCGGCUCCAAGAUGUGGAUCUCGAACUCCGAUGUCGCUGGCGUCUUCCUUGUUAUGGCUAACGCUGAUCCUUCUAAGGGCUACAAAGGCAUCACCUGCUUCAUCGUAGAGCGUGAGGCUCCCGGUCUGUCCGUCGCUAAGCCGGAGAACAAGCUCGGAAUCAAGGCGUCCGGCACCUGCAUGGUACACUUCGACAAUGUCAGGGUGCACGAGAGCAAUAUCCUUGGAGAAUAUGGAAAAGGUUACAAGUACGCAGCUGGUUUCCUGAACGAGGGCCGCAUUGGUAUAGCUUCACAGAUGAUCGGUCUGUGCCAGGGAUGCAUGGACGCUACCAUCCCUUACACGCUCGAGAGGAAACAGUUCGGAAAGAAUAUCUACUCUUUCCAGGGUAUCAGUUACCAGAUCGCUCACUUGCAAACUCAGUUGGAAGCCGCCCGUCUGCUCACGUACAACGCUGCCAGGCUUAAGGAGAACGGCAUGGACUUUGUUAAGGAAGCUGCUAUGGCUAAAUAUUAUGCUUCAGAAAUCGCCCAGAAGCUGACCUCCAAAUGCAUAGAUUUCAUGGGAGGAGUAGGUUUCACCAGAGAUUUCCCUCAAGAGAAGUUCUUCCGUGAUGCCAAGAUCGGUACCAUCUACGAGGGAACCAGCAACAUGCAGCUGCAAACUAUUGCCAAGCUCAUAGAGAAACAAUACACCCAAUAGAGAUUAUAAAAAGAAAUUAUUAUUUUUAGGUCUCAAGUGACAUAAAUUGUACAUAGCGAGAACUGUGUUGUUAAAAAGCACCAAUUACCCAUUUUAAGCCUU